UCGAAACAUCACUAAUAGUUGGUAACGCAGCAGAUUGGUAAAUUUUGUCAGACUUCGCUUUUUGGGUUUACAUUUUAAUUAAUUUCAAUUUUAUGCUAAACACCUAAAUUAUUUUGGAAAAUUUAUGAAACGUUUAAAAGUAAGUGAUAACUUUUGAAAUUGGACAUGUCUGCGCCAGAUAUAAUGAAAAGUGCGGUGCCCGUUGCGACUGAUGCAAACAAUGCACCGGUGGGAGCUGUCACUGUUACCUCAAGUGCACCCGUCAUAACUACCGGAACUCCAUUUCGCGUAAAAAGUUUACAGGCCAUGAAUACACCAGCACCAGUAGGCGAAGCAGCUGCCGGUACAAAUUCUACGUUAGCUACCAAGGGAAAACCAUUACCCAAAGCCCCUGAAGCGUUUUAUCGCGACCUACAACAAUUUCACGAGCGUCGUUCCACACCUAUAAUGCAUAUGCCUAAAAUUAGUGGUCGUGAAGUGGAUCUACACCGACUUUACAGUGAAGUGACUGAACGUGGUGGCUUCAGCAAGGUAAAUCAACGUGACGAAUGGGACGAUGUUUUGCCGGAAUUAGGAAUACGCGAUAAAUGCGUAAAUGCGACAGCUGCAAUUAAGUAUAUUUACAGACGCUGCCUGGAAAAGUAUGAACGCCAGACAUUUUUUGGUGAAGAUCCGGACAAAUUAGAAGCUCUUGAAUCUGCCGACGCCAUGGACGGCGGUGCGCGUUCGCGAAACCGAUACCCUACUUCCGUAUAUGCAAGCAGCGGCGGUAAUGUGGUUGUGAACACUGUGCCCAUGUCUUACAAUUACCGACAACAUAUUGUGAAUAUGGAUCGCCGGCGUACCUAUAAAUUGUCAACGGAUUUGCAUAAAGCCUCGCCGUACGAAAAGCUAAUGCUUUCGCUUAUUUCACCGCUUCCUAAUGAACAAGACUUUGCCAUUAAUGUUUGUUCAUUAAUGGCCAACGAAAGUAAGCAUACAUUAAAGUUGAAUGAGCAUCCUAAAAUGAUGGAUGUACUGCUCGCUCAUACUGGCGUCUUCUCGGAUUACACAUUGAGAAAAUUAUUCCAACACAUUUACACACAAGUUCGCGAACAUUCCCUUUUUGAAUUUUGGCGUGAUCUUUUGCGAGAUAAACCACAUGUUUUGGACUUAUACACUGAUGAACAGGCUAUGCGCGAAGCUGGUCUCAUCGAUGAUGAAGAUAUUAUUAUGGACUCUAAAAAGCUUGCUUAUUUCGAGGAUUCUAGUGACUUAGACUUCUUAAACUUGGGGCGGGGUGAGGGCACACAGGAGUAUGUGGGCCAACGAAUUCAGCAAAUUGUGACCAUCUUUCGAAAUCUUAGCUUCUUUGAAGAAAAUUUGCAUGUUUUUGCAAAAAAUCGCACUUUUUUGCGCUUUAUAGUAAUGGGCGCAAACAUACGCUGGGGUAAUUUACACAACCAAAUAUUGGAUAUAGCGGGAAAUAUAGCAACCGAAAUCGAACUCACAGAUCCCUCUACGGACGAAGUCUCGCGCAGUCUUUUGGCAACCCUUUGUGACGGCAUUGAGAGCAUGGAUCGCGGAGUCAUUAUCAAUAGCAUGGAGAUAUUGUACAAAUUGUGUCAGAAGGAUAGCAAUGAGGAUCACAUUAACAAGUGUUUGAGUUUACAAUUUUAUGAAACAAUUUGCCAAUUUCUAAGCCUCAAUGAUAUCAUGCUGCUGAUAUUUACCCUGGAAGCUAUCUUCGCUCUUACUUCAAUGGGUAAUCGAUCCUGUCAUCUUAUAAUGCAAGUGCGAGGCAUAGUUGACCAAUUAGUCUCCUUGAUAACAGUCGAAGCACAGUCAUACGGGCCGGACGGUUGUAUUCUAAUGAGAGUUGUGGAAACAGUGCCGGGAAAUAUGUUGCCAAUGGUUGCUCAAAAUAUUGCGAAUUUGCAAAAUGCUGCAGUAAUACAGAAACCACCAACACAUGUGCUCGCUCUGCCAAUGCAGCUGCCAGCACCUCAGCCGCCAGUUCCGAUUCCCGUAAUUCUGCCUCAGAUAAAUUCCUCGAUAAUAACCCAUCCGCAGUUACCGACUGUGCCACUGCCUUCUGAUUCUACAGAUUCUGUUCCAAAUCUACAACAGCAAACACCUAUCAUUGACCAGACAAUUAGUACACAUUCACAAACAACAGCACCGCAGCAACAACCCACAACAGCGCAACAACAAACACCAGCGGCAACACAUCAUCAACCAAAUCCGCCCCAAAACUUCACUCCCGAAGACGAACAAUAUGCAUUGACCUGGCUAGGAGCUACGGUCGAACGUACGCCAACUGCAGAGAGUCAUGUUGAGCAACAGGAGCUAUAUCGCAUGUACUUAGCACACUGUCAAAAGUACGGCAAGCAUUCCGUGGUGAAUAAUGUACAAUUUCCACGACUUGUGCGUUUGAUUUACAGCAGCGGCGUGGGUCCUGUCUCCGUGCGUCUCAACGAUGGCACCGAUUUGGCAGGUCUUUACUAUGUCGGCAUUCGUUUACGCACACAGUCUUUACCAAUACAAACCACCAAAACACUGCUAACCCAGCCAAAGCUACAGGAAGGUAAAUUGCCUACAAAGCCAGCUGCAAAUGAUAGUACAGUCUUUGCUGCAGCUUCUGGUCGAAAACUGAAAAAGAAGCCGAAAUCGCAGCAAGACGCAGACGUAACAUCUGGAGAAGCAUCAAACGGCACUUCAGUUUCCACCACAGGGACAACAGCUACUCAAGAGUCAGAUAACACUAAUCAAAAUGUGAAAGAUGAAGUGCCAUCAAUAGCUACAACAACUUCAAGCAAUUCAACAGUUGGCGGCAAUUCUGUGUUACUAGUUCAAUCUGGAAGCACAUCCUCUGCGCAUUCUAUAGCUUUGCAACAAUCCGCAGAUACAUCUGCUCAACCGUCUACGUCUCUAAUUAAAAGUUUAUUAGCCAACAAAGUGACCCAGCGUCAGCAAAAAAAUCAAAAGGAAUUGAAUACAAAUACCACAGGCCCACAGCAGGCACAGUCAAGCACAUCGACAAAUGUUUCAGCAAUCGCGCAAGCGCAGCAGCCUAUAAAAGUCGCUAGCACCGCUAUAAGUGCUUUGGUAAAUAAUCCGCUAAUGCAAAAUACCCCUGUAAAGGUUGGACAAACCACAAUAAAACCAUUAAACGCACAAAUUCCACUGGAAAAGAAGACAAUAUUAGAGUCUACACCCCCGCCAUUGGCACCGCUCAGCGGUAAUAACGUCGCCAAGGAUUCUAGUGGGCGUCCAGUGAUAAUUACUAAUCAAACAACAACCGCUAUCGUCAAGCGCAAAUUAGAAGAUAGCUCGGAGCCUGCAAAACGCAUGGCUUUAAAUCCGUUGAGUAGCAAAGAGGAAGAUCAAGUAACUCCAUCGAAGAAUGCCGCAAAUUUAUAUGCCGAGAUGGCUGCGUCCAUACUUGAAGAUGAGGAUCUCGAAGAUAUACCACCGCUACCGACGGUAUCAACAGCACCAUCGACAUCUACCCCCGCAGCACAGUCAACAUUGACUGAACCAAUACAGCAGCAACAGCCUCAGCAAAUUCUUAUACCAGCUAAAAUUCAACAGGCCACCGUACAGGGCGUACAACGACAGCUCCUUUUCCAGACGAAUCAGCCACCUCAACUAAAACUUACUACACAUAGUGGGGUUGCGUCGCCAGCAACGCAGCUGCCCACAGCCAUGGCUACCAUAAAAACCGAUCAGGGUUUGCAAACCGUACCGGUAAUUCUACAGCAGAAGGCGCUUGAACAACCGCAACAGCAACAACUUAUACAACAAGUUAUCACACAAAAUGUACCACAGUCAGCGCCGCAACAGCAGCCAACUCAAUAUGUACUAGCCACAAAUCAACAGGGUCAGACCUAUCUUGUGGCACAGCAGCCGCAACCACCCCAACCUCCCCCACAGCAAACAGUUUUGGUCACACAAACGCCACAACAGCAAUCGGCCGGUACUAAAACAAUUAUUAUUUUACAACAACAAUCGCUGCCGGGUCAACAAUCACAUCAACCACAGCCGCAGCUGAUUGCUGGCGCACCACAAAAAAUGAUAAUGACAACUUCUCAGGGACAGCAAGUGCUCGUAACACAGCGUCCACAACCUGCUCUGCCCGCGCCUACAACACAGCAAUACUUCAUAAAUCCACAAACAGGCACUGCCACACAUAUUCAACAUGUACCGGUUUCUAGCAGUGGCAUCUCUACCAGCGUAUCGGGCAACAACCAACUACUGCAGCGGCAUCAAAUAUUAUCUACGCAGUCAACUAAUAAUUCUACCACGCAGUCGACCACGGGACAGAUUUCGCCGUCAUUGCUGUCGCAACUCAACCAUAUCCCAGCUACCAUAAAGCUUCAUCAACCGCAAAUGCCUGCAACAACAGUACAAUCAUCGGCACAUCAGCACCAAACGGCGACAAUUUCACGUUUGGGCAAGACGGUUUCUAUUGUGCAGGCAACACCGGCUUUGGCACCGCCACCGCCUCCCAUUCAAAUACCACAACUGCAACAACAUCAAUCGAUUAUACAACAACACAUCAUAUCGGGGCCAUCUGAGAAACGGCAGAUGAUACUUGGUGGAAGAGCUAUCGAAAUAAAGGAGACGGUGAUUACACAAGCACCACCGCCAGCACAGCAAAGUCAAUUAAACUCCCAAACCAUUAUAACAAAACAAGUAUUACCGCAGCAACAACAACAGCAACAGUCACAACAAAUGCGCGCUGUCAUAGAGCAACCACAUCCCUCGAUUAUACAACAGAAAUUCACCUUGCAACAGCAACCACAAAAGACCGGCGAGCAUCCCAGUUUAAUUCAAGCCACUUUACCGGUCAAACCACAGCCUGUGGUUCAGACUGUAGUCCAGCAACCAGCACCCUCGCAGUCGCCAUUGCCAGGCAAUAAAGCACCGGCUGUUCAACCAGUUAGAGCACCAACACCACAGCAACAGCAACAGCAACAACAACAAGUUUCGGUUUCUUCUGCCAACAACAAGCCAAUUGGCUCCGAUCCACCACCACUAGCGCAGUCUACACGCCCAACAAUUGGCGUUCAUCCACAGCAGCAACAGUUUCAACAGAAUGAAACUGCAAAUACGGGGGCCAAUUCGUCAUUGACAACAACUGCUGCGAGUGCAUCUACAGUCGCUACAACAACUGCAGUUGCAGCAUCAAAUUCGAGUACGCCGCCACCGCCAUCAAACGUGGCUAGCACGUCGCAAACCCCAAUACCCAAACCGACACUUCCCGUCCCCCUACUGCCCCAAGUGCAGUUGCCGCCAGGAGUGGUAGCGGGUGCAGCAGCAAAUGCAACACCACCAUUAGAUCCUAACUGGCUUUUCGUUUGCGAUUGGCGCAAUUGUCCGCGACGCAAGUAUAAAUCACUUAACGACUUGCAACAUCAUGCUUGCUCGCUGCAUUGCCCUGACCACCUGGAUCCCGCAGCGGAGAUCUUUUGUCAAUGGGGUGUGGGUCCUGGACUUUGCGAUGGCAUACCACGUAAACGUUUUUCGCUGAUGACACACAUCAUAGAUCGACAUUUGACGAACGAAAGUUUACGCGCCGCAAUGCAACGACGCAUUGCAACGGGCACGGUCAAUCUGCAACCGUCGCAGCCGCCGGUAACAAUCGUACGGAACGUAGAGGCUGCCCAAGCGCAGGCGCAACGCAACAAUUCUUCCUCGCCAGCGCCAUCGACUUCGUCCUCAUCCUCAGGUUCACAGCCGACUGGCAUUGGAAGUGCCACAGGCAGUUCAGCUUUGCACGCCAUUAAGCGACAUACGGCGGAUUAUGUUAAUCCCAAGGAGUUAAUGGACGAAAAUGAAGGUCCGGUAACGAAAAGUAUACGGCUAACCGCCGCUUUGAUAUUAAGGAAUCUCGUUACAUACACCAACACUGCAAAACGUGACUUGCGUCGUUACGAGCCGCAUCUGUCCAAUGUUGCUUUGAGCAAUGUAGAAUCUAGUGGCGCAGUUUCGCAUAUUCUAUUUGAAAUGAACAAUUAAUUGCAUGUAUGACUGGACCAUAUUCUGCAAUUUUUACUUAACAUUUUCUACAUCUUUAAGUAUGUACGGUACAUAACAUAAAAUAACAAAGCAUUUCAAACAGCUAUUUUGAUUUAACCAUAAAUUACGCCUUUCCAAGUUUACCAGGCUAUCCUGGGUACAUUUAUACUUUAUUAAUUAAAAAUAAAUAUUAAAGAAAA
This is a messenger RNA of Rhagoletis pomonella (apple maggot), 6203 nucleotides long. RefSeq names its product AT-rich interactive domain-containing protein 2 (gene Bap170). The record is from RefSeq and is a predicted model, not a curated record. Gene Ontology annotation, cellular component: SWI/SNF superfamily-type complex. Gene Ontology annotation, molecular function: DNA binding. The transcript is spliced from 3 exons. Lineage: Eukaryota; Metazoa; Arthropoda; Insecta; Diptera; Tephritidae. Gene Ontology annotation, biological process: regulation of DNA-templated transcription. The coding region runs from base 166 to 6003 and encodes 1945 amino acids.